Molecule: messenger RNA, 2673 nt
Organism: Olea europaea var. sylvestris
Lineage: Eukaryota; Viridiplantae; Streptophyta; Magnoliopsida; Lamiales; Oleaceae
Product: F-box/kelch-repeat protein At1g55270-like
Exons: 1
Coding region: 1468-2385 (305 amino acids)
Molecular function (GO): protein binding
Source: RefSeq, a predicted model, not a curated record
GUUUCUUGUAGCUUUUACAGGGAUGCAAGUUAAGAAACAAUGUGCUGAAGCUGUAGGAUUGCAAUGAGAAGAUAGGUGAGAGUUGAAAGAACUAGAAAUUGGUCUUAUGGAUAAAAGAAUAUGUUUGUCCUAAAGAGUGAAAAAAUAAUCAUUUCAUUAAGCUAAUAGCUUUUAUUAGUUGUAUUUCAAGAAACACUAGGAGUUCAUUGUGUAUUUUCAACACAACAACGAGAGUUACGGGCAACUAGGGAAAAACAAUGCGUAAAAUGCUUUUUCCCUUAAGUUGUGUUACUUGUAAAUUUUGGAUUCUAGUGAAGUCUCAGGCAAGUAAGCUUGAUAACAUUAUAACAAUAAGAUUUAUCUAUUCCAAUAAUGAUCAAAAUUUGGUUUGAGAUAUAUAAAUGGAUAUUUGUUUUAGCAUUUUAUUCUACCAUUAAGAAUUGCAGCAAAGAUCUUCAUCUUGCAGUCUUAAGUGAGGUUUUUCUGGAAGUGCAUGGCUAUUUUUGGAAGGAGGACAUCCUUUGUGGAUGUCCAGGAAAGGAAUUGAGGACGGUCAUUACUUAUGUAGGCAAUAUAGUCUUAUCAUGUUCUUCAAGGACGAUUGAUGAAGUCUAGCCAUGUAAACUCAGAUUCAGAGAAAAAGGAGAAAAUUUUGUUCUCACUGAAGUAGUCUCUCUUUGUUUAAGCAUUACUUGCUAUUUCAGGGUGGUUGGAAUUUUUCCCUUCAUAAUGACAGAUUUCUGUAGUACUAUUUAUGCAAAACUUGAUGUUGCAUUGAUGUGUAACUCAAUUGGUUUCUCUGUUCUUUUUCUUUUUGCCAAUCUUUGUCCUUCAAUGAUAGCCGACGCUAAAUAUAUUAAGCCCUGUUUUGAGCCGCAUUUCUUGAGAAUAGAUUUGGAAUGCUUGGUUAGAAAAAUGGGGAAAUGUUUUCGGUACAUGCAAAAUUAUUUUAUUGAGAGAAUAUGUGAUUGAAAAUGAAUUCUAAAGAAUGAGGCUCAAACAGAGGCUAAGAGUAAAGGCUGAUAUUGUUGUUUGUUGUUCCUUCUUUGUGGCGGGACAACAAUGUGUUACCGUAAUGUGGUAUUGUUUUUCCGAGAUACAACACCCCAACAGUAAUCUUGAUUACAGGUUGACACAACAGCAUGCCUUUGUCGAGUAGAUGCAGGCCUCAAAACUGUUGCUGGAGCUAAAAAGUAUGUGCCAGGGACAAAGCUUUGUCUUCAGCCUGACAUCAAACCUUCAAUUCACCCCACAAGGCAGAAGCCACCUCAUGACAGAAACAGUAGUCAAUCCCCUCUGCUUCCUGGACUUCCAGAUGAUCUUGCCAUUGCUUGCUUGAUCCGUGUUCCAAGAAAUGAGCAUAGAAAGCUGCGGUUAGUCUGCAAGAGAUGGUAUCGUCUUUUGGCAGGUAAUUUCUUUUACUCACUUCGGAAGAAUCUUGGAAUUUCAGAGGAGUGGAUAUACGUCAUGAAGAAAGACCGAGAUAGAAAAAUAUCAUGGCACGCCUUUGAUCCCACAUAUCAGCUUUGGCAGCCUCUCCCUCCCAUCCCCAAAGAAUAUUCUGAAGCCCUCGGUUUCGGGUGUGCUGUUCUUAGUGGUUGUCACCUCUAUUUGUUUGGUGGCAAAGAUCCAGUUAAAGGUUCAAUGAGGAGAGUCAUUUUUUAUAGUGCACGCACCAAUAAAUGGCGUCGAGCCCCAGAUAUGCUUCGGAGGCGACAGUUUUUUGGCUGUUGUGUUAUAAACAAUUGUUUGUAUGUCGCUGGUGGGGAGAAUGAGGGCAUUCACCGGUCCCUAAGAUCAGCCGAAGUUUAUGAUCCUAACAAGAACAGGUGGUCCUUCAUUUCUGAUAUGAGCACUGCAAUGGUGCCUAUUAUAGGGGUCGUCUACGAAGGCAAGUGGUUCUUGAAGGGAUUAGGUUCUCACCGACAGGUUUUGACUGAGGUCUACCAACCUGAAACGGAUAGCUGGUGCUCCAUUCAUGAUGGUAUGGUUGCAGGUUGGAGAAGCCUGAGCACCACGGUAAAUGGCCAUCUGUACGCUUUGGACUGCAAAGAUGGCUGCAAACUUCAAGUAUAUGACGAAGCAACUGGUUCUUGGAGCAAACAGAUUGACGGUAAAAUGCAUUUAGGGAACUCAAAAGCUUUAGAGGCUGCAGCACUUCUCCCUCUUAAUGGGAAGUUAUGCAUUAUUCGGAACAACAUGAGUAUUUCACUAGUCGACGUUUUGAAAUCCGACCAUGGUAGCAGCUCGACUGAUGAGCAUCUGUGGGAAACUAUUGCCGGGAAAGGACAUUUCAAGACUUUAAUGACCAAUUUUUUGUCAAACCUCCCUGGAAGGAACCGCUUCAAAAGUCACAUUGUUCACUGCCAGGUACUUCAUGCUUGAAGAUCGUAGUUAUACACGAGCCCAAGGUGACGAUCAAUGUUCAAGGUUGUUCUUGUAGGAGAAAAGAUGUUAGCAUGUGCCUGUAGGUGCUAGACAGGAUUACCAUGUUUGUUUUCCUUCCUAUACUGUAGUGCUGCAUAUAUUUACAAGCGUAUACAGUGUUAAAUUUCUGGUAAAAGGGACAGCAUAUCGAACUGUUGAAGCAAUGGAUUCAUUGUACAUGCUGUUAUUGUAUCUAAAGUUUGUUAUGGAAUAAACCCGGGCUUUCCGUACAAUAUUUAAGUUUUA